This is a messenger RNA of Fusarium odoratissimum NRRL 54006, 1501 nucleotides long. RefSeq lists its product as uncharacterized. Gene Ontology annotation, biological process: coenzyme A biosynthetic process. The transcript has a single exon. Gene Ontology annotation, molecular function: dephospho-CoA kinase activity. The record is from RefSeq and is a predicted model, not a curated record. NCBI's taxonomy places the organism in Eukaryota, Fungi, Ascomycota, Sordariomycetes, Hypocreales, Nectriaceae. The coding region runs from base 200 to 1384 and encodes 394 amino acids.
GCGGGUCUCUACAUGCAAGUAAACACAAUGACGUUAGCGGGGUAAAGUACCUCGGUCUGCGACACCAACAUCAACAUCACGACAUUCUUGCUUGGGACUUUCAAACAUUGGGUCAUUCAUUUGAGCUCACUCAAAUUUGGCUCUACGAUCACGAAUUAAAGCAUAGAGCCAAACACAGCAGAUCAUAUUGAAAUUUACCAUGGCGCCAUCACUUCUCCUCCUACCUUCUCCUCCCCGCCCUCCAUCCACAUCUACUCUCUCAGCUGCCUAUCGCUCACCAUUAACAUCUGUCCUCACCAAACUCAAACAAUCACCCACUCCUCAAACCCUCAUAGUCGGCCUCGCACUUCCUGUUCUCGGCGGCUCAUCUCCCAACUCAAAGACAAUCGCUUGGACAAACGCUCAAUACCUACUCGCAGGUCUUUACACUCUUACAUCAGUCAUCUGCGCCAAGGAGAACAUUCCCGUUGACGUCGGCGCUGGAAAGGGGAGUGUGGAUGUGCGCAUUGUUCUCAUCGACCAUGAGAGGGGAAGACGCUACGAACCAGAUUUCGAUGGCGGGUUUGAGGCGAAUUGUACGGCUGUAUUGGACUUAGCUGCGUUUGCGACAAAGGUUCGACCAUGGGAGGCUGUUUACCAUCCAAGUUGUGAAGAAGGUUACGAGUUACUCUCUUCGUUUCUCAAGCUUGCAGAUAAGAGGCAAACGUUUACUCAAAGUCAACUCGUGGCUGUUGAAGGUGGAAUCAGUUUGACAGAAGAAUCAGCUUUGUCGCCAAAAGAACAGCAGAAGGGCUUCAACACUGUUUGUCUAGGAGGAACGUUCGACCAUCUUCACCCGGGUCACAAAUUAUUGCUUCAUGCAAGCGUUCUCCUCCUCAACAUCCCUCCAAAAGACUCUGACAAGACAUGCACUCUCGUUGUGGGUAUAUCGAGCGACGAGCUUCUCGUCAAGAAGAAAUACGCUGAAGAGCUUCAAUCAUGGGAUGAGCGCUCUCAGACUGUUCUCUCAUUCCUCUCCACGCUUCUUGACUACGAUACUACAUCUACAUCACCGCCAAUAGAACGAACUCCUGACGAAGCAAUUGCCACUCUACGCGACGGAAGAGUCAAGGUGCGAUGUAUUAUACUUCGCGAUCCGUUUGGCCCACCAAUCCACGAGGAGGAUGCCGAUGCGAUAGUUGUUUCUGCAGAGACACGUAGUGGGGGCAAAGCAAUCAAUGAUCGUAGGGUCGAGAAAGGAUGGAAACCACUCGAAGUUUUCGAGAUUGAUGUUCUGGAUGCUGAUGAGGUUCGUGAUGGCGAAGUGAGCAAAACGAAUGAUUUUGCGACAAAGAUUAGUAGCACUGCGAUUAGACAACAGAGAGCCGAGGCGAAGAGACGGUGAGGCAGGGGAUAAUACCAUCAGAAAUCACCGAUGGCAAUCUAGAAUAUUGCGUUUGCAACCAUUUUAUAUCACAUGUGAUGCUUUUGGUGAUACCUUUUUUGGUAGUGAAUGAAUUGG